Raphanus sativus (radish) is the source of this 1608-nucleotide messenger RNA. RefSeq names its product feruloyl CoA ortho-hydroxylase F6H1-3. The record is from RefSeq and is a predicted model, not a curated record. NCBI's taxonomy places the organism in Eukaryota, Viridiplantae, Streptophyta, Magnoliopsida, Brassicales, Brassicaceae. The transcript is spliced from 2 exons. Bases 373 to 1449 code for a protein of 358 amino acids.
GUGGCCACUCUAAUAUUUAAAACAUGUUUUAAUAUGUAGAACCCGCCAGUGCUAUCAUCUUGGUAGAUUCAGAGAGUGAUGAGAUUGGGGUCUGUAACUGUAACCAGAACAAUCCAAAAAAAUCAAGAUAGUGGGUCUUGUGGUUUGUGAUCAGUUGGACUUUCAAUCCAAUUUGUGAUUGAAAAUGACACUAACAACUUUGGGUGUCGUGGGAGACCAACACGAUUUUUUUGUUUUUGUUUUUCUUUUAUUGCCAAUCUGAGUAUAACUUUUAUUAGGUGAAUGAGCAUAAGGACUUUUAGGUCAUUUGCAUGUAUAAAAGACACUACCCAAAUCAUAAUAUUUUCAAUCACUCACUAACUAUCUUAAACAAUGACUCCAAUUCCAAACACCGACGUGAGAGAGUUCGUGGUGAACCAACGAAACGGAGUUAAAGGGCUCGUCGACUCUACGAAACCAACCACACUUUCUUCUCCAUACAUUCAACCUCCUCAAGAGCGCCUCACUUCCGACAAGAUCCUCUCAUCACCGUCGCAAGUUCCUGUCAUCGACGUGUCCAACUGGAAUGACCCGCACGUGGCUAGUGAGAUCUGCCACGCAGCGUCUAAGCUCGGAUUGUUUCAGAUAGUGAACCACGGGAUAGCUCCAACGGAGUUGAAGGCUUUGGUUGCGGCUGCACGUGGGUUUUUCGAGUUGCCGGCGGAGGAGAGGAGAAGGUAUUGGAGAGGAAGUUCGGUGUCGGAGACGGCGUGGCUGACCACUAGCUUCAAUCCUUACAAAGAGAGUGUUUUGGAGUGGAGAGACUUCCUCAAGUUUGAGUUUCUUCCUCAACGACGUGGCUUUGAUGCCACGUGGCCUCCUGUCUGCAAGGAACAAGUGACGGAACAUUUCAAGAGGAUGAAACCAAUCGCCAAUAAUAUCUUAACAAUACUUAUGAACAAUCUAAACUCAACCAUCGACAAGACUAGUAAGCAAACACUAAUGGGAACAAUGAGAAUGAAUUUCAACUACUAUCCGGAAUGUCCUGAGCCAAGCCUCGCAAUAGGAACUGGUCGCCACUCAGACAUCAACACACUCACUCUCCUCCUACAAGAAGACGGUGUCUUAAGCAGCCUCUACGCUCGAGCUACCGAGGACGGGGAGAAAUGGAUUCAUGUCCCUCCAAUUUCUGGAGCAAUUGUGGUUAAUAUUGGAGACGUGUUACAGAUAAUGAGCAAUGAUAGGUAUAGGAGCGUGGAGCAUUGUGUGCUGGUUAAUAAAUCUUGUAGCCGGGUUUCUAUUCCGGUUUUCUGCGGACCGGUUAAUGAUUCGGUUAUUGAGCCGUUACCAGAGGUGUUAGAGAACAAUGAGAUGGCUCGGUAUAGAAAGGUUGUGUAUUCGGACUACUUGAAGGGAUUUUUUGAAAGACCUCAUGAUGGAAAGACGACCAUUGAGUCGAUUAAAUUGUAAGGAUGUGGUUUAAAUCUCUCUUUUUAUUAUUGUUGUUUACUUUUUCGAAGGUUUGCAGUAAAAUAACCCUUUUAAAUAAGGAUUUAAGGGCUUUUUUUUAAAGACCCCACGAUGUAAAGAAAACUAUUGAGUCGAAAUCCCAAGUGGCCGAUUUUGGUA